This is a messenger RNA of Ananas comosus (pineapple), 2280 nucleotides long. RefSeq lists its product as uncharacterized. The transcript has 4 exons. The record is from RefSeq and is a predicted model, not a curated record. Lineage: Eukaryota; Viridiplantae; Streptophyta; Magnoliopsida; Poales; Bromeliaceae. The coding region runs from base 328 to 828 and encodes 166 amino acids.
AUAUAUUAUAUAUUUUUUACAUUUUUAUUCUCCAUUUUUUCCCCAAUCUCUCUCUCUCUCUCUCUCUCUCUCUCUCUCUCUCUCUCGCAAAUUCGCUCUUUGGGAUCUGCAAAUGCAGCUUCUUACUUGGAACCAGAAUCGCCCUUUCGAUGGAGUAUGAUGGUUAAGAUAGCUUGGAUGGCCUUCUAGUUGGAUUCUAUUGGGUUCUUUCCGAUUUCCGAAGGUAGUGGAAUACUUUUUGAUGGGUAAUUUGGAAAGAAUCGAAGUAUUUCUAAACAUGACAAUCUCUUUUUCACAAUUCGAUACGUUCUCGUGAUUGUUUUUGUCAUGGAUUCUGAGAACCGGAAGGAAGCUGAUCUUGUGAUCGACAUCGAGGGCGACAAAAACAUAAUGCUAAAUAAAGAGGAAGUAAUCUCGGAUAGACUAGAGAAGUAUGACGAAACCCUAAAUUGGGAAAUGAACUUCUCUACCUCUCCAAAUACCCGUCACGACAACAGAGAAACUCUAGACCAUAGGCUUCUUCGAGGAGACAAGCUAGGUCUAUUGGAAAAAGCCGUGGGGUUUGAAAAGCCAAGAAAGAAGUCCUCGGAGAAGCCACCGAGGCCACCCCGACCUCCAAAGUCGCAUUCUCUUGGUGCUGCUGAUCAGAAGCUGAUCCAGGAAAUCUCCGAGCUCUCGUUGUCAAAAAGAGCACGACUUGAACGCAUGAAAGCAAGGAAGAAGAUUAAGAUUGCAAAGGCAUCGUCUUCUAGCAGCAGCACCAACUGCGGUGCCUUGGUUGUGACUGUUCUCUUCCUCCUAAUCAUAAUAUGGAAAGGUUUAUUCUGAAGAGCAACAAGGAGUUCAACACCAUGCUUUUAAAGGGAAGAAAUCCUCACGGCCCCAUAGGUGAAGCAUAGAUUAGGAAAAGUUUCUGACUAUUCACAUGGAUUAAUGUACAACUUUUUGAACCAAAUUAUUGCUUCAUAUAUUUAGACUUACGAGCUAAAUCUAUCUUGUUCAUUCAGUUUAAUGUGGUUGUAAUGUGGUGCUAGCUGUUUCUCUAUUGACCAUAUGCCAAAUAUUGUUAUGUAAGAAGAUUUAGUUAAUUAAUCCUGAAUAUACUGUUGAUAGGGGCUCCGUAAUUUGGUUCGGUUAGUGACUGUUACUUGUAUGCAUUUUUUUGGAACACUACAAGGUUGCUGUAUAUGCAAUAUUGCGUCUGUGCCCCGAAAACAUUGCCACUAUGUUUCUUCAAAAUGAAAGCUCAAUUGUUAACUGAUUGUGUUCAAAAGUUACCAUUGUAAGGUCAAAGAGCAACAUAUAUGUUACGACUUCUAGAGAGAUAUUAUAAUUAUCAGUCAGUGAGAGUUGUGUUCUUAUUUCUUUCUAAUACACUACUGGGAUCAUUAACUGUUCAUUAAUUUUCAACUCUCUCUAAUGCUUUUACUUCUUACGAAACAUUUGUUUUAUCAGAGACUGGCAGUGCUCAAAAGUGGGGGAAAGAUUUAUAUGAAUGUUUUGAAAAAUGUCUAUCAAAGUGAAGUUUGUGAUGAAAUUGCUCGUUAGUUCAGCAGUUUGUUAGGCAGAGCCGCUGAAGCAUGUUUUAUAUUGUAAAGUGAAAAAAAAAAAAAAACUCUUCUCAAGAAUCCAACAUUUUAGGUUAUUUGACGGAUAGUUUUAAACUUUCCCUUUGGAAUGUUUGAAUAUCAGCAUAUCUUAUCUAGCAUGUCUCUUCCUAAUUACUUGAGGAUUUAGUAGCUUGUUUUUAUCAUUAUAUCAUAGGAAUUUGAAUUUCAACUACUGUGUAGUCUUAAUAAUUCUCCUUGUGCAGGAAACAAGAUUUCACCUACAAGAUGAUUAAUACAAUAAUGGGAAAAACAAAGAAAAUAAAUUAAAUACUUCGGAUAUUCGAGGGAUACUUGGCAGGCAUGCGAGGGAUACUUGGGGGAUAAAACGUGGAGCUUUUCAGGUCUAACCAGGGAUAGAAUCACUUCAUUUUGGAUGACACUUGCAUCAAGGAUUCAUGCUUAAUAAAACUCAAGAUCAAUAUGAGUCUGAUUGAUUUCGUUUCUUGAUAUAUUAAAGCUCGACUAUAUUUACGUAAUUCACACAAGUUAGUUGAGUUCAUAUUUUUAUGUUAUUAAAUCUUCUUACUGAAUUUUAAAUCUGUAGUAUAUAUCUCUUUUCCCUGUUGCCGUACCCUUAUCGUGUCAUAUCCAUAUCUCAUAUCUGUUUUUAUGCAACUGAGCGUAGGUGACUUGUAAUGAUAGGAUUAUAUCUCUGAUAGUUAGCCCUUCU